Molecule: messenger RNA, 710 nt
Organism: Myzus persicae (green peach aphid)
Lineage: Eukaryota; Metazoa; Arthropoda; Insecta; Hemiptera; Aphididae
Exons: 3
Coding region: 29-709 (226 amino acids)
Source: RefSeq, a predicted model, not a curated record
UGCAAUUUCAAAGUAUGAAAAUAAGACCAUGUCCAACUUUACGAAGUUCAGUUCUAGGACCAUUGAAGGUGCUAGAAAAAAGGGCUUAAAAAGGCACAUUAAUCCAAUUUUGGAAUAUGUCGCUCUUGAUUAUAGAUGUGUACGAAGUGGUGAGUACAAAAGCCAAUCAACAGGUCUCCGGCCGCAACAAAGUUCUUUUCGUUCAAAUUGCCCUGUGGUUUUGACUGUUCGACCCAAUGAUUGUGGAGAAAAAUUAGUCAUAAAAAGUUUUAUUAGUGAACAUAAUCACAUAUGCAGCAAGGCAAUGUAUGAUCACUAUCCUAGACAAAGGAGGCUGGAUACUGAUUCUAGAAUUAUGGCAACGAAAUUGGUAACGAUGAAGGUUAAUAAAAAAAUAUUACAAAAUGAUCUGAUGAAAACCCACAAUAAAAUAGUAACGUUGAAGGAUAUACAUAAUUUGGUUAUAUCCAAAUCACCGGCAUCAGACGCCUUAAAAAUAUUGGCAACUAGUUAUGAGGGAACUGACGUCACCCUUAAUAUUUUAAAAAACGAAAAAAAUGAGCUCAAAGCAAUCUUUUACCAGGACAAAGAAAUGCAAAGAAUAUUUUCUUUGUGUCCUGAAGUGUUGUUUGUUGAUGCCAUAUAUAAAGUAAAUGACUUAAGAAUGCCCCUCUACGUUUUUUUAGGUAUUCAUCUUUACUACGUUUAAU